Molecule: messenger RNA, 1695 nt
Organism: Cornus florida
Lineage: Eukaryota; Viridiplantae; Streptophyta; Magnoliopsida; Cornales; Cornaceae
Product: E3 ubiquitin-protein ligase At4g11680-like
Exons: 3
Coding region: 358-1377 (339 amino acids)
Source: RefSeq, a predicted model, not a curated record
AAUAUUAUAUUGUAUUUAAUUGGAGGUUCAUACCAUACCCACCCAUUAACUACUCUCACAUCCAUUGCAUUCUGUAUUGCUUUGGGGUAUGACUAGUGAAUUUUUCUCUUUCCAAAGUGUUGAAUUCUGCGGUUCUCGGAAAUUUUUGGAAGUCAAUCAACUGCUGCAUACCCACUAAAUUCAGCAUCCAAUUCUCUUCAAGAUUGAAAAUUUGAAAGUGUCUACCAAAAGAGUUGUGAAUUGCAGCUAAUGUGCUCUCGUAUUCAAUAUUUUUCGCAGCAAUUCAUGGGCUGACAUAUUCAUUUUGUUGACGCUUAAUUUAUAUUUCUGGGAAAGAAUUCUAUUUGUUGGGUUCAAAUGAAUACUCGUUACUUCUUUACGCCAGAAUCGUUGUGUAAUUCAGGAAUUGCAGUUCCAUUUUCGUCAGUUUCUCCCACAGGAGAGGACAGAAUGGCUGGGGGUGUCCGGAACAGGUCUUCUCGUUCUCCUCCUUCUUCUUUUUUGAUAAGAAUGGCCGUGAGGAUAUCGAGAGCAAGGUGGUACAGUUUCCUAAGAAGGGUGUUUCAUUACCAGAAUGCAUCAAGAUCUUCUGAUCUUGGGUCCAAUCCAUUCAACUCCGGGACUUGGAUGGUCAUGGAGGCUAUAGCUCUGGUUGUCCAAAUUGUUGUCACAACAUAUACUCUGUCUAUUUCCAAGGCAGAGAAGCCAAUUUGGCCUAUGAGAAUAUGGAUUCUAGGGUAUGGUUUUGGCUGUGUCCUCAGCCUGCUGCUACUCCAGUGGCGCUACCGGCACUUUCAUGCCACUCUGGGAGAUGGACUAAGCCUCCCCAAUGUAGAACAGCAGAGAAGCAAUGAAGAAUCCAGGAGUGUUGUGUUAAUGCAUAAAUGCCGGACUUCUCUUGAGCUGUUCUUUGCAAUAUGGUUCGUGAUGGGUAAUGUUUGGGUGUUUGAUUCUCGAUUUGGAUCUUUUCGUCGAGCUCCCAAGCUUCAUGUGCUCUGCAUUGCUCUGCUUGCUUGGAAUGCUCUCUGCUACUCAUUUCCAUUCCUACUGUUUGUGUUCCUAUGCUGUUGUGUGCCGAUGAUUAGCAACUUCCUCGGAUACAACAUGAACAUGGGAUCCACUGAUAGAGGGGCAUCUGAUGAUCAAAUUUCCAAUCUACCUAGCUGGAGAUACAAAGAAGUGGACACCAAUUUAGAGCUCGGAAAAUCAGUUGUGGAUAAGGAAAAUCCAGAAUGCUGUAUUUGUCUAGCCAAGUAUAGGGAGAAGGAAGAGAUCAGACAACUGCCAUGUUCACAUACAUUUCACCUCAAGUGUGUUGAUCAAUGGCUGAGAAUUAUAUCUUGCUGUCCUCUUUGUAAACAAGAACUAGAGAGGUAAAAAAAAAAAAGCAAGAUGGCAAUUGAGGAGCUGAAGUUGAUCAAGCCCUUUUUUAACCCUUUCCUUUUUUCUUUUCUUUUUAUCUUUUUUACUUUUUCAAUAUGAUUCUGAUUUUUAUGUAAAUUACUUGUGGUUACUUGAGUGAGUUUAUUGUUUGUACCUUGUAGCUCACCAGUAACUUAUAAUAUUUGAAGUCUACUACACUACCUGGAGAUGUUAGAAUCUUUGCUUCCCAAGGGUAGUAGCAAGAGUCAUUUAUUCCUUCCAAAUACUUGUAUAUGCUUUCCUAAAUACAAAUACUGAAUAAUGCAUUGACAA